Molecule: messenger RNA, 1669 nt
Organism: Arachis duranensis
Lineage: Eukaryota; Viridiplantae; Streptophyta; Magnoliopsida; Fabales; Fabaceae
Product: tyrosine--tRNA ligase, chloroplastic/mitochondrial
Exons: 1
Coding region: 89-1543 (484 amino acids)
Biological process (GO): tyrosyl-tRNA aminoacylation
Cellular component (GO): mitochondrion; chloroplast stroma; cytosol
Molecular function (GO): tyrosine-tRNA ligase activity; RNA binding; ATP binding
Source: RefSeq, a predicted model, not a curated record
UUCAUUAAUUAUGUGAAUUAUCCCAUUAAUAUUGUUAUGGAAGGAAGAUAGAGAUAGAGGAAGCAAGGAAAGGCAGAGAGAAGCAGCAAUGGCUUACAUCUCUGCUUCGACAAGAACCAUCCUCUUCUUAUCUCGUUCAACCACCAAACUCUCCCUUUUCCCUUUCAAACCCUCUUUCUCUUCCCUCACUCUCCAUUUCACCAGAACUAAAUGCACUCUCCAACACCAACCUCAAACUCUGCUUCGCCGCAACAUCAUCGAAGUCCUCGAAGAGCGCGGCCUCCUCGACUCCACCACCAACGACUCCGCCCUCAGAUCCUCCGCCGCCGCUAAUUCCCCGCCUUUGAAGGUUUACUGCGGCUUCGACCCCACUGCAGAGAGCCUCCACCUCGGCAACCUCCUCGGAAUCAUCGUCCUCUCCUGGUUCCGCCGCUGCGGCCACCAACCCGUUGCCCUCAUCGGCGGCGCCACCGCCCGCGUCGGCGACCCCUCCGGCAAGUCACUGGAGCGGCCGGAGCUCGACGUUGCCACACUAGAGAGGAACACGGCAGGUAUAUCCCAAACUAUCAAACAAAUUCUAGGUCGCUCUCUGAAUUCGAACUUGGAAGGUUCUAAGGUUGUGAUUUUGAAUAACUAUGACUGGUGGAAAGAGUUUAGUUUGUUAGAUUUUUUGAAGAAUGUUGGUAAGUAUGCUAGGGUUGGGUCUAUGAUAGCUAAGGAGAGUGUUAGGAAGAGAUUGGAAUCUGAACAAGGAAUGAGUUAUACUGAACUCACCUACCAGUUGUUGCAGGGAUAUGAUUUCUUGUACUUGUUUCAGAAUGAGGGUGUGAAUGUUCAGAUUGGGGGGAGUGAUCAGUGGGGGAAUAUAACUGCUGGGACUGAGUUGAUUCGGAAGAUCUUGCAGGUCGAGGGCGCUUAUGGACUUACAUUCCCUCUUUUGUUGAAGAGUGAUGGUACUAAGUUUGGAAAAUCGGAGGAUGGCGCGAUUUGGCUUUCACCUGCGAUGUUGUCACCUUACAAAUUUUAUCAGUAUUUUUUCACGGUUCCAGAUGCAGAUGUUAUUAGGUUUUUGAAGAUUCUCACGUUUUUGGAUAUUGAGGAGAUAGCUGCAUUGGAAGGGGAGAUGAAGAAACCGGGUUAUGUGCCUAAUACUGCUCAGCGCAGACUUGCUGAGGAAGUUACAAGGUUUGUUCACGGGGAUGAGGGUUUGACUGAGGCACUUAAGGCUACAGAAGCAUUGCGGCCUGGAUCUGAGACAAAGUUGGACUGGAAAACUAUCGAGGGAAUAGCUGAGGGUGUACCAUCUUGUUCUUUGGCUUAUGACAGUGUUUUGAACUUGUCAUUGGUAGAUCUUUCGGUCUCUUCUGGUUUGUUUGAGAGCAAAUCUGCCGCGCGCCGCUUGUUGAAGCAAGGGGGUCUUUACUUGAACAAUAACAGAGUGGAUAGUGAAAAUAAGAGGAUCGAGGAAGCAGAUAUAGUGGAUGGGAAAGUUCUCCUUAUAUCUGCUGGCAAAAAGAAUAAGGUGCUCGUCAGAAUAGCAUGACAGGGAAUUCUUAGAUAGCUGAAUAUUCUUUGAUGACUAUUUAUAAUUGCGGUUUUGUUGUCUUCUUAUGAUACCUUUGAUUUUUUCUGCUAAAGAAUAAGUAUCUUUAUCGGUUUUGGCAUGUGA